GCCCCAGUCCUCACUUUCCCUUUCCUCCUCUGCCAACCAUGUCAUCUACCCAGCCACCGUCAGGACCUCCAGACAACAACGAGAAGAAGCCAGAGGAGACUUCUCAGCCCUCAAAUGCCCCGGCGGCCCCCGCAGAGGCGAUGGACACCACCCCAGACCAGCCUGCGGAGGAAACAUGGGCAGACAUCCCGGAGGACAUCAUGGCCCUCCCUACGGAUGAGAUCUCGACCCGCGCACGGCUCAUUGACAAUGACAUCAAGGUUAUGAAGUCGGAGACGCUCCGUCUCCAGCACGAACAGAGCACGAUGAAGGAGAAGAUUAGAGAUAACGGCGAGAAGAUCAAGCAGAACAAGGUUCUGCCCUACCUCGUCGGCAACGUCGUCGAGAUACUCGACAUGGAUCCCGACGCGGAGGAGGACGGCGCGAACCAGGACGCCGAGUCCAUGCGCCGUGGCAAAUGCGCCGUCGUCAAGACCUCGACCCGCCAGACCGUCUUCCUGCCCAUGAUCGGGCUCGUCCCCCCCGAGAAGCUCAAGCCGUCCGACCUCGUCGGCGUCAACAAGGACUCGUACCUCAUCCUCGACCAGCUCCCCACCGAGUACGAUAACCGCGUCAAGGCGAUGGAGGUCGACGAGCGCCCGACGGAGACGUACACGGACAUUGGCGGCCUCGAGAAGCAGAUCGAGGAGCUGGUGGAGGCUAUUGUGUUGCCCAUGGAGCAGGCGGACAAGUUCAAGACGCUCGGGAUCAAGCCUCCGAAGGGGUGUUUGAUGUAUGGCCCGCCCGGUACGGGAAAGACCCUGCUCGCUCGUGCAUGUGCCGCACAGACGAAAGCGUGCUAUCUGAAACUCGCCGGCCCGUCGCUGGUGCAGAUGUACAUCGGUGACGGUGCUAAACUCGUCCGAGAUGCGUUCGACCUGGCCAAGGAAAAGGCUCCUGCCAUCAUCUUCAUCGAUGAAUUGGACGCCGUCGGAACGAAGCGGUUCGAUUCAGAAAAGAGCGGUGACCGUGAGGUCCAGCGGACGAUGUUGGAGCUCCUCAAUCAGCUCGAUGGAUUCAGCAGCGACUCACGAAUUAAGGUCAUUGCGGCAACGAACCGAAUCGACAUUCUGGAUCCUGCCUUGCUUCGUUCGGGACGGCUGGACCGCAAGAUCGAGUUCCCAUUGCCGAACGAGACGGCCCGGGCACGUAUUCUGCAGAUCCACUCGCGCAAGAUGACGGUGGCGACCGACGUGAACUUUGAGGAGCUCGCGCGGAGUACGGAUGAGUUUAACGGUGCUCAGCUGAAAGCGACGUGUGUCGAGGCUGGUAUGAUUGCACUUCGGGAGGGCGCAACGAGGCUCUCGCACGAGCAUUUCCUGAGUGGGAUAGCAGAAGUGCAAAGCAAGAAGAAGAACGAUCUUAUGUAUUUCGCAUGAUCACCUCAUGAUCAUGUUUUUCUGUGUUUUCUCUUGAGAUCCUCGACGCGUACUAGACCGGACUAAUUUCCAUGUCACUCUGUCACUCAAUAAUCUGCGCAAGCAUUUGUAACCCUAUGGUCUG
Coniophora puteana RWD-64-598 SS2 is the source of this 1542-nucleotide messenger RNA. Its product is annotated as 26S proteasome subunit P45. NCBI's taxonomy places the organism in Eukaryota, Fungi, Basidiomycota, Agaricomycetes, Boletales, Coniophoraceae. Gene Ontology annotation, cellular component: proteasome regulatory particle, base subcomplex. Gene Ontology annotation, biological process: proteasome-mediated ubiquitin-dependent protein catabolic process. The coding region runs from base 39 to 1418 and encodes 459 amino acids. The record is from RefSeq and is a predicted model, not a curated record. The transcript is spliced from 6 exons. Gene Ontology annotation, molecular function: ATP hydrolysis activity; ATP binding; proteasome-activating activity.